CUGGCCGUCAAUCCAAUUAUUUGAUCUUUUGUUGCAACCCGGCCCAGCAACUUCAGACCGUCACUCAAGAACUCGAUUUUUGGAUCGCAUAACACUCCAAGACGUCCAUCGAGCAGGUUCAAGGGAGCUCCUUCCUUAACGACAAUUUUUGCCCCAUAGCGCCAAGCUUCCGGCGACCUGCUGACAACGGCGGUUGCAUCGAACAUCUCUCUGCGCAUCGCAUCACCAAGCAACGCAUUGAUUCACCCCUCGUUACCACGUUUCACACAUAUCCCUCCCUAGCCGGGACUGCACCGCAGUCCGUCGACGGUACGGGAUCGACACGAAGCGACAGCCGACCUCCAAAGUGUCCCUGUCAUGAGCUUUCAACAACAAACACGCCGCAAUUACACCGUCAUCGCCCGACAUGGCAGACUUUAGCCGCCAGUCCGUCGACCUCCCGGUCCCUUCUCCCCAACAACCCGCACAACACGACAUGUUACUCGGAAACACACCUCACCCUGCCGGCGAGAGAAACGGCGCUGCCCGUCCAAGUAAUGGAGCUGCAGCUGGAGCCGCCACAACCGGCGGCGGCGCAAAGCCCGAGUUGUCCCAGCAGGUCCAAGAAGUGCUCGCCUCCGAUAUUGGAGUGUCUACCAUGUUAGAGAGACUGAAGCAAAGCGUCGCAUCUACCAAGGAAUUCGCCCUAUUCCUGAAGAAGAGAUCCGCUCUCGAAGAUGAGCAUGUCAAGGGCAUGAAGAAGCUGUGUAGGAUGACGCAGGAAAACAUGCGCGGAGCCGACCAUCGACAAGGCAGUUUCGCACGGUCAUACGAAGAAAUGCUUGCCAUUCAUGACCGCAUGGCCGAUAAUGGCCAGCAGUUUGCUGCGUCCCUAUAUCAGAUGCACGAGGACCUUCUCGAGGUCGCUUCCGUAGCCGAGAAGCAUCGCAAAGGCUGGAAACAAAGUGGGCUUGCAGCUGAGCAACGUCUUGCUGACAUCGAGACUGCUAUGCGCAAGUCUAAGACCAAGUACGACUCCCUCGCCGAAGACUACGACCGUGUCCGGACUGGCGAAUCCAGACAGGGCGCCAAAGUGUUUGGCUUAAGGGGCACUAAAUCGGUGGCUCAGCAGGAGGAGGACCUGUUACGCAAGGUGCAAGCAGCCGACACGGACUAUAUGGGCAAGGUGCAGGCAUACCAAUCUGAGAAAGCCUCCAUCGUGUCUUCAACAAGGCCGGAUGCCAUCAAGGCACUGCAGGAUCUUGUGCGGGAAUGCGAUUCCGCUACCGUUUUGCAAAUGCAAAAGUUCGGUAUGGUGGUUGCCUUGCGCGGGUCGUUACUAUUUGCUAACAUCACUCCAGCAUCCUUCAACGAGAAGCUCCUUCUCAGUAAUGGCCUUGUCAUUAGCCCCUUGAAGAGUCAAUCUAGUCUACCGGGUCAGCAUGCCCGAAGUUUAAAGGAGGUCAUUCAAGCUGUGGAUAAUACCAAAGAUCUGGAGGAUUAUCUCCUUGGGUUUUACAGCAGGGUACCACCCAAGUCUUUGGAACCGAAGUAUGAACGCAACCCGGUUCUUAACCCACCGACGAAUAUGUCCACGACACCGAUGGCGCAAAUGCACCAACAGCAAUCGCACACUCAGCCGCAGCCUCAACCCCGGCCAGAACGGCAAAGGUCACCUUCCCAGGCUCAAAUGCCGCCACCCGCCUCAAUGGGAUCUCGAACAGGUGCCUUUGAUACGUCGUCCCCCGUGGGGCAGCAUGCGCCUGUCCAAAGUCCAGGUCAAAACACGUCAGCCGCGCCACGACCAGGAUCGCAACAUGGACAUGAGAGAAGCUUCAGUCACGGAGCUGUGCUGAGUCAGUCAAACAUGCCACCUACACAACCAUACAACCAGAGAAAUUCGGCCCAAGCUGCCUCACCAUCACACCAGCGAUUUGCCAACGGUGGUAGUAUGGGUAGCAUGGGUAGUAUGGGUAGUACUGGUGGCAGCGUUAGUCAGUCUGGGCCGCCUCAGCUUGGAGCACUCCCAUUCCAGAGCCAACAGCCUCGCAGUCAGUCCCCGCCCCAGCAGACUGGACCUCCUCCCAUGAUGCAGAACACAUCCCACCAACAGCCAGAUUCAGUACGCUCAGUCUCACCACCUAGUACCGUAGCUGGGCCAGCUGCACCCAGUACCUCCAAAUUGAUGCAGGUUUUUGGCGUCUCGCUAUCACGACUAUACGAGCGUGACAGUCUGGCAGUUCCCAUGGUCGUGUAUCAGUGUAUUCAAGCCGUCGACCUGUAUGGUCUGGCUGUCGAGGGCAUAUACAGAUUAUCCGGCUCUCAGACUCAUGUCCAGAAGCUGAAGACCAUGUUUGACAACGAUUCUGACUCUCGCAAUCUGGACUUCCGCAACCCCGAAAACUUUUUCCAUGACGUAAACAGCGUGGCCGGUCUUCUCAAACAGUUCUUCCGAGAUUUGCCAGACCCGCUCCUCACUGCCGAGCACUACAACGGCUUCAUUGAGGCAGCUAGGGCCGAAGAUGACAUUGUGCGCCGGGACAGCCUCCAUGCCAUCAUUAAUGCCUUGCCUGACCCCAACUACGCUACUCUUCGGGCUCUGACGUUGCAUCUACACCGUGUUAUGGACAACUCUGGUGUGAAUCGCAUGAACUCGCAGAAUCUGGCUAUCGUGUUCGGCCCUACUCUCAUGGGUACAGCACCUGGGAGCAACAUCGCAGAUGCGGGUUGGCAGGUCCGAGUCGUCGACACAAUAUUGCAGAACACGUAUCAGAUCUUUGACGAAGACUAACUAGAGUUCAACACCAGAGACAUGUUAUCAGAACCGAGGUUGAGAUUUGUGGAGUAACUAAUAUGCACGCGGGGCCAUUUACAUACAGAAAUGCGGUGACUGGGAUCCGGAGCGGUACUGGUAGCCGGACAUUUUUUUUUCUUUUCACGACUCCGUUCUUUGCGCUCAUUUUAGCGGAUACCAAAGCUAGAUGUGAAUUCCACGGCCUUUUCGUUCUUGGGACCUACUUGAGCAUCUAGUUGGGCUACAUGGGAUACGUUGCCCUUGAUGCUUCAGUUGAUGAUAGUGUAGCAUAGUGUCUGAAUAGGGAUACCAUUUCGAUUUGAGC
This is a messenger RNA of Pseudomassariella vexata, 3098 nucleotides long. RefSeq lists its product as uncharacterized. The coding region runs from base 407 to 2770 and encodes 787 amino acids. Gene Ontology annotation, biological process: signal transduction; regulation of GTPase activity. Gene Ontology annotation, cellular component: cytoplasm. NCBI's taxonomy places the organism in Eukaryota, Fungi, Ascomycota, Sordariomycetes, Amphisphaeriales, Pseudomassariaceae. The transcript has 4 exons. The record is from RefSeq and is a predicted model, not a curated record.